AUGUCUCGCUUUGUCCUCAGCCUCGUGGCCCUCACCGGCCUCCUCGGCUCGGCAGACGCCCAGAACAGCACCGGAAGCAGCGCCAACGUCAAGUGGCUCGGUCGCACGCCCUCAUACAACUCUGGCACGACGUUCGGUCUUCCCUGGGCCAAGGGCAAGCACUACCCCAACUCGACCGAGUUCACCAUCUCCAGCGGCGGUCCGUUGCAGUCGUGGGUGACGGCCUACUGGCCCGACGGCUCCAUCAAGUGGUCCGCCCACGCGAUCCCCGAGUCCGACACGAUCCUCGACGAGUACAUCGUCAGCGCGUCCUCCUCAAACUCGACGGCUCGAUUCUCUCGUGCGAAGAGACAGUCCAACAGCGGUCUGGCCGUGACGGACUCAUCCGAUGUCGUAAGCGUCGACACCGGCAAGCUUGCCAUCACCUUCCCAAAGUCAGGCAAUGCGGUCGUCAGCGAGAUCAAGACUGCCUCCGGCAAGGUCAUCGGCCAGAACGGCAAGCUAGUCCUGCACUCUCAGUCUGGUGUUGAGGAUUACGCCGAGGCCAAGGGUCAAUCCGGGAUCAACUACUUCAACUUCGAGAGCAACAUCGAAGAGGUCACCGUUAGCAAGGACAACACCGCGCGAGCUCUUGUCACUGUCCGCGGCAAACACCAGGCAGCCGACGGCGGUCACGAUGAUUGGCUUCCCUUCAUUCUGCGCUUUUACACCUACGCCAACUCCGAGGCGGUGCGCAUCGUCCACACGGUAGUCUACGACGGCAAGGCCGAGGAGGACUUCAUCUCCGGCCUCGGUAUCCGAUUCGAGGUUCCUCUUGAGGGAGAAGAACAAUACAACCGCCACGUCAGAAUCUCUGGUGUCGAUGGAGGUUUGCUCAGCGAGGCCGUCCAGGGUAUCACUGGACUGCGCAGAGAUCCUGGUGCCCAGGUCCGAACUGAUCAGUUUGAGGGCACCGAGCUCGCUGACCCUGCGACCUGGGACCAGAGAGUCACGACUAGACUUCACUGGAUCCCCACCUGGAGCGACUACAGCUUGACCCAACUGUCCCCCGACGGCUUCACUUUGAAGAAGCGCACCAAGGCUGGCCAAGGAUGGAUCAACAUCCCUGGCGGCACUCGUGCCGGCGGUCUCGCGUAUCUUGGUGGUGCUACCAAGGGUGGUCUUGCCGUCGGCCUGCGCAACUUUUGGAAGCGCUACCCUACUGGCAUCGACAUCACCAACGCCGCUACCGAGAAGGGCGAGAUCACUAUCUGGAUCUACAGCCCUAACGCCCCUCCUCUGGAUCUUCGUCCCUUUCAUGAUGGUCUUGGGCAGGAGGACUACGCCGAUCAGCUCGAUGCUCUCGAGAUCACCUACGAGGACUACGAGCCCGGCUUCAACAACCCCUACGGCAUCGCCCGCACCAACGAGAUCUUCCUGUACGGCUUUGAGCAAACCCCCAACCGAACCCUGCUGUCCGACUUGUCCGACCACAACAACAACCCUCCCGUCCUCUUUGGCGAAUCCGAGUAUCUCGCCGAGACCAAGGCCAUCGGCACCUACUGGGCUCCUCCCGUCGCCAACCCCAACGCUCAGGCUGCCAAGAUUGAGGACCACCUCGACUUCUUGUUCAAGUUCUACGAGGGCCAGGUUGAGCAGCGCAAGUGGUACGGCUUCUGGGACCACGGCGACUUCAUCCACGCCUACGACACCGACCGUCACCAGUGGCGUUACGACGUCGGUGGCUACGCCUGGGACAACUCGGAGCUUUCUCCUGAUCUGUUCUUCUGGAACUACUUCCUGCGCACCGGACGCGAGGAUGUUUACCGGUUUGCUGAGGCUCAGGUCCGCCACACCGGCGAGGUUGACGUCUACCACCUGGGCGAUCUCAAGGGUCUCGGUACCCGUCACGGAGUUCAGCACUGGGGCGACAGCGCCAAGCAAGCUCGUAUCUCCACUCCUCAGUACCGUAAAGUCUUCUACUACGUCUCCGGAGGCGACGAGCGUGUCGGUGAACUCAUCGAGGAGCUUCUCGACACCGACAAGACCUACGGUGUCCUCGACCCUAACCGUAAGGUCCGCACCGACGGCUGGGUUCCCACUCCCAACGCUUCUGUCGCUGUCGGCCUCGGAACUGACUGGUCCGCCCUUGCGGCCGGUUGGCUCAUUGAAUGGGAGCGUCGUGGUCCUCGCUGGGAGGAAGCCCGCACCAAGCUUGUCAACACCGCCGCAAGUAUCGCCAAGCUCAAGAACGGCUUCGUCACCGGCUCUGGUCUGUACAGCAUCGCCAACGGCACCCUCGGCCCGCCCCCUGCGGACCCCAAUAACGAGGGUCUUGUCGCUGUCUCCCACUUGUCCGCUGUCUUCGGUCUCCUCGAGGUCGUCGCCGAAUUCAUCGAGCACGCCGGUGAGGAAGUCCCCGAGGGUUUCGAGGCUGCUUGGUAUGACUACUCGUACUACUACGGCGCUGGCGCAGCUGAGCAGACGGCCCGCUACGGCAAGUCUUUCGGCAGCCUCAACCUCAAGCAGGGACACUCUCGUCUCACUGCUUACGCUGCCCACCGCCACAACAACGCGACGUUGGCUGCUCGCGCAUGGAAUGAGUUCUUCAACACUGAUGGCUUCAAGGAGUCUUCGCCUUGGAGCACGGUCCACUUCAACGGCAGUGCAGUUCUGACUCCUAUUGAUGAGGCUGCUUGGGUUUCUACCAAUGAUGCGGCGUUGUAUGGGUUGGCCUCGAUUAUCAACCUUGCUCUUGUGGGAGAGUACCUGAGUUAG
Messenger RNA from Colletotrichum chrysophilum, 2757 nucleotides. RefSeq lists its product as uncharacterized. The record is from RefSeq and is a predicted model, not a curated record. NCBI's taxonomy places the organism in Eukaryota, Fungi, Ascomycota, Sordariomycetes, Glomerellales, Glomerellaceae. The transcript has a single exon. Bases 1 to 2757 code for a protein of 918 amino acids.